AUGCGUGGCUUCAAGCUGUACCCGACGUUGAUUGAGGCUGUGGCCGAACGUUGGCGGCCCGAGACGCACACGUUCCACUUCCCUAGUGGUGAAGUGACAAUUACUUUGGAAGACGUCGCUUACCAACUCGAUGUUCCUGUGAAUGGAGCCCUAGUGAAUCAUAACAUGAACGACCCCACAUCAUUGGUCUACCAAGUUUUUGGAAAAUGGCCACCAUCCGACGUCAUCAACGGCUUUCGGGUACGGAUAAUAUGGUUGGAAUCAAAAUUCCAUGUGACGGACGAGUCUACCGAGGAAGAGAUUAUUUUCAUGUCUCAAGCAUAUUUUCUCCAACUGAUCGGAGCGGUAUUACUACUAGAUAAAUCCGGUAAUUUGGUGCAAACUCAAUAUUUGCGAUAUUUGGAAGACUUCACUGUGUGCCGUAAUACCAAUUGGGGCUUAGCGAUUUUAGCUUUUCUAUACCGAGAGCUUUGCAAGGCUGUAAUUAUCCAGUUGGGUCGAAAAGUCGAUGUCGUCGACUGUCUGAUACUGUUACAGUGGUGGGUUUGGUAUCGAUUCCCGUUUAUGUCGCCACUUACAACAACCCCUAUUGAGUUUCCUCUAGCUGCAAGGUAA
Hibiscus syriacus is the source of this 615-nucleotide messenger RNA. Its product is annotated as protein MAINTENANCE OF MERISTEMS-like. The record is from RefSeq and is a predicted model, not a curated record. The transcript has a single exon. The coding region runs from base 1 to 615 and encodes 204 amino acids. Gene Ontology annotation, biological process: meristem maintenance; meristem development. NCBI's taxonomy places the organism in Eukaryota, Viridiplantae, Streptophyta, Magnoliopsida, Malvales, Malvaceae.